UCACUGGUAUGAGUGUACACAUCUCAGCAAGGAACUAAACCAAGUGGGGCAAGGUGGAAUACACACUGCUGUCUACAAGUUGCUCUAGGACAUAUAUUUGAAGAUCAUUGAGUCAAAGGAAUACAGAUACUUGGAGUGUUACCAUGGAUACCAAAUGAUGUCAUAUAUAACCUGGAUACAAGAAAUAUAGAUGUGACAUUGACAGGUGGGUGUGAUGUUUCCAACGGUGAAUGCUUGAUCUAUGUCACAAGACCUGCUGGAGGAAGUACACACAGAUCACAUGACUUGCCUGUCGUAGGAGGGCGAUGACAGCAUUAUGACAGUAACAGGCCUGAGAGCUAAGACGGUAUGACAGUUGAAGUCUGUGCAGGAAGAUGAUACGUGUCUUGUGCCUCCCACUGCUAGUGAAUAAAGGAUUUAUACACUUCACUUUCGUCCCAUGACCUAGUGCCACAGUGAUUGGUGUUUUUCUCAGAAGGAGGAUUUGCUACAAAAAGGGGAUUGUUUCCUUGUGUUUUCUUGUUGGAUAGUUUGAAUAGUGGACUCUGUGUGUUAAAUAUCCAUUUUACAAUGUUUGAUGCUUGUGAGGUGUCAUGUGAUUUAAGUAUGGUUGCUAGGAGACAAUGAUGGAGUUAAAAGUUUGGGUGGACGGGAUCCAGCGAGUGGUGUGCGGAGUUACUGCAGAUACCACUUGCCAGGAUGUCGUCAUAGCACUUGCUCAUUCUAUGGGCCGCACCGGUCGAUUUACUCUUAUCGAGAAGUGGCGUGAUGUGGAAAGACCUUUGACCCCUGGAGAGCACCCUUUAAAGGUGUUGCACAAAUGGGGAGAAUAUUCAUCAGAGGUGAAACUAUUUUUGUGUCAGUCUGAAACGGAAAAACUUAAACAGAGAGAUCGACAUAAACAACCGGACAGAUUCUCACACAACUUCUCCCCGCCAAAAACACAUUCGGAAAAUGUCGUCAAACGCAAUCUGACAUUCAGUGGUGCCCACAAUACUUCAUCCAGUCGUUGCAGCCUUAGCCCUGCAAACUUGAAACGAGGAACUUUGUUAGAGAAUGGCAUCAGUCCUCGGUCAUCAUCUCAUUCUUCAACCUCAUCAACGAGGUCGUCGCCCCACCCUGUGCCAGCACCAAGACAGAACUCCCCCGGAAACCUACCGAGACCAGCACCCAGGCACUCCCCACUUCUCAAUGGUCAAAUACCAGCCCUACCAAGCAAACCAAGUGUUGUUCGUCAGCUACCAUCCAGGUCUAUAAAUAACCUGUCGCCAGCCAAUCACCAAUUAUCAGUGUCAACUUUUGACCAAAACAGGGGAAGAUCACCCUCUCCAAACACAUAUAGACGCAAUUCACCAUCGCCCAAUUCCUAUGGGAGAGAUUCCCCAAUACACCAUAAGCUGGAUUCUUCACCCACUCGAUAUAGCACUUAUAGUAACUUGAACACAAUAACAGCAGAGGAACAUACCUUAGAUAGCCCAAGACAUUCCCACCAGGGGAGUACAGAUCUAGAGGAGUAUGACUUAGACGUUAAUUUUCCUGAUAUUUUACGGGAUUCAAAGUGUCCAGAGAGGACGGCAGUGCACACGGAGUACCGACUAGAUGACCCACAAAGCAAUCAACCAGAACCAGAGAAGGCACGACUCUUACGUCUUGUGUCGAUGCAGAAGGAAAGGUUAAAAGUACAAGAAUCUCAACUGGAUGUCAUAGAAACUGAGAUUGUGUCGCUGGAAGAGAAGGAGAGCGAGUAUGAGAAUGACUUUCAUAAGUUGACAAAUGACCUUGUUCAGUUGGAGCAGAGGGAACAUGAAGAUGAAGUCGAAUUAACUGAGAUUUCAUCAAUUCAGUGGAUAGAUGUUCUUGAUGUUGCACAGAAAACUGAAAAGCGUCUUCAUGGUGAGAUGAGCGAUCUCAAAGUGAGACUGGCUGAGCUAGAGACUCAGCUGUCAUCGCAGCAGGCACGAUUGACGGAGUUGGAUGGAGAGGUUGUGACAGCGCAGAAAGCAAGAGAAGAACGAGAGAAAGAAGCAGAACGAUUGAGACAGGCAAAAGAGACCCAGUGUAAGUCAGACAUGGAAGGAGUGAACAAGGAACUUCAGAAGGUGGAGGACGAACAGGAGAAGGGAAAGAAGGAACUGGAGGAGUUGGAAGGAGAGAUUGCCAAAGUGGAAAAGUUGCUCAAAGUGAAAGAGACCGAGUUUGAAGAUCUUGAGGGAGAUCUGAAACAGGUCAACUUGCAAGAGUUUGGUACUCAGUCUCUAUCCCCAACUCAUGGCAAGUCAGCAGACAGUGGAGAGACUGUGUUGAAGAUCCUGGAGGGGCGCCUCUCCCCCCGCCCGUCCAUCAGCCCCAGCACCCCCACACAGCAGGCCUUCAUCAACGCCCUGGCCAGCAAGAACCCCAACGGAGUCUGGGUGUAGUAGUCCCUGGAACUCACAAGGGAUGCAAUACCACUACUGCUUGGUAUGAGUGUUGCCUCUAGCAUUGCAUGCACUGCUACACAUGCAGGAGUCAAGCAUGGGAGUCCCUGUUGUCAUGCACGGGAGUCCCUGUUGUCAAGCAUGGGAGUCCCUGUUAUCAUGCAUGGGAGUCCCUGUUGUCAAGCAUGGGAGUCCCUGUUGUCAUGCACUGAUAACAAGGAAGUGCAGUUCCUCACAAGUCUAGUGCUAAGGGUUUAUUCUAAGUUACCAAGUGUACAUUGCAUUCCCAUGGGCGCCAUACAAACAUUGCAGUACUUGCUGUGAAGUGCUGAACCUAUGGCAGCACCAUGCCUGCAAUAGGACCUGUAGAUGUACAGGUUCCACAAUGUGAUCAUAGCUGUAGGAGUGAUGGGAGCCUGGUACUAUACAUGAACUGAUGAUAGUCGGAGCAGAUGCGUUGUGGAUUGGGCUGUCAUCACGACUCUUCCAGUCCCUCCCUGAUGUGGGGGAUAAACAACUGGUGGAGGCUGCGGUUGUUGUUGCUCAUUCAUCAGUGACAAUGAGCUCAAUCAUCAGAGAUCAUCAUCAGAGAUCAACAGAGAUCAUCAUCAGAGAUCAACAGAGAUUAUUCAGUAGUGAUUCUUUAAAGAACAUUCAGAGGAGAUUCAAUGCAAAUCAUCAACAGAGAUUACUCAUAAGAGGUUCUACUGAGAUCCUUCAAAGAGAUUCAACAGAGAUCAUUUAAUUAGAGUUCCUUAGAAAUAAUUCAUCAGUGAUUCACAAAAUACCCAAGAGAGUGUACAGACUUACCUUUCUGUGCGGAGGUAAUGGGACCCUAACACAUACUUCAGUAUCUUCUUCAUCACUGUCAUACAAUCUUACCCAAGACUUGCGUUUGUCUAUUUUACCUAUAUCUGCUCCUGCCUCAAGUGGGGAACAUGGUUGCCUGCCCUUCGACCCGGCCUCUAAGCAUGAUGGGUAAAAGUUUUACCGUAAAACUAUCUUACAACUGGUUGUGAACUAUACCUACGCUCAUUAACAAUAUGUUACACCUGGGAUACAUCUGUAUGAAUUGUUAUCCACUAUGUGACUAACACAGAGGGGCCUAUUUUUGUAUCUUGUUGCAGAUGAAGUGAUAUAUAUGGAGUAUGAGUGGUGUGAAAAGGAGCCAUUUGUUGGAGAUACCAUUGAAUAUGACUUAAAAGCAUUUAUUUUCAAUUUUGUGUCUUCAUAUGAGCAAGGUAGGAUGGGUGUCGACAUUUUCAGCAUGUAAUUAGUAUGCAUCAUACAGUAAGAGAUAGUGGAAGCCUUUGCACAAACUGCUAUUGGUGCUAACGCUAUUAUAAGUUUUUGUCUUAUGAAAGGAGAUACUUUGUAGUUUGGGCAUUUAUGGACUGUGAUUGCAAACUUUGACUUUUUUGUUAAUAUGAACAUUUGAAAAAUAGCCUAUUGUUUCAGUGCAUAUAGCGAGUGGAAUUGAAAAUCUUCAAAAUAUCAUUCUGAGAAUUGUCUUGUAUCAUUUAAGCAAGUCAAAUUUGACCAAUUAUUACAACUAUUUUUCUUUUGAUUAUGGUUUAAUAAUCAAAUUAUAAAUCAUUAAUAUAUCAUCAGAAAAAUGUAAAGGUUUACAUUUUGAAUUUUGCACAAGAAAUUAAAGGAGUUAAUUAUUUUUGGGUAGUUGAUGAGAACAGCAUAGUUAUUGUAUCAUGAAGUUGUGAAUGGAAGGCUUACCCUCACAGAUGACUUGAUUUGGCUACUGCAGCCAAGGGCAGCUUUUCUUAGUUUACCUAAAUCUUUCUUCAACUUGUUUCCAAAGUGCUAACAGUUUAUGAAAUAUUCAGAUUGUUUUGCAUCAUAACGACAGGACGCUGAACUUUUAUAUGACUUGCCCAUAUUAUUAUCAUGUCCCCUGUGCCAGAUAUAUCAAUGUCAAAGAAAACACUGCAUUUCAAUUCAUUCAACUUCUAAACAUUCCUAUUGAAUGAGCCUCGUGUCAAAUAUGAUAUAUUCCAUCAGAACACGUGUUGACCAAAAAACAUCAUCGCAGAUUACUUUUCUCCAUUAACUGGUACCAUUUCCAGCCUUAUUGCUAAAAGUGGUGUAAAACCAUACUCACUCACCCACCCACAGUCGGAAGUUGGCUGUUUUGAUCAAAGCCAAUUUUGUUGUCAUCUAUGUACAAAUACAGUGAAAUCCUGCAUGUUUUCACUGUUUGGUUUGAAACCGAACUUUCGAGAUUAUCAAUGUUUGCAAUGUCUACCUGAUACAAAGGGGCAUAACUCCAAACAGUGGUUUGUUGAGGCCAGACUAUUUUUUCAGAUUUUCAUCCCCAUGCCUCACUAAGAGUUUCUUGUCCCCUGUGUUCUUUCCCUUGCCCAUUUCUUGAUGAAAUACACCAUAUGUACGUAGUUCUACCAAACAUCCCUGCCUAAUAUGAAUCACAUCUAUCUACAGUUAAUAUGUACACAAUAGCCUUGUAAAAUGUAAAAUAUCAUUCAAAGAAAGUAAAUAAACCUACAUAUGGGAUGGUGUGAAAUAGGAGAGGACAUAAUUUGGGGAGACCAACUCCAUUUGUAAUUGUAUUUACAUCAAAUAUUUUAUUUUUUUUUUGUCUCAAAGAUUUAAUUCAAUAAUUUAUUUCAAGUCGCAAGAGAAGUCAAGAAUCUCGACUAAUGAAUCUGGUGAUUCUGAGAAUGUUUGUUUGUUUGUUUGUAAUGUCAAUGACCAUGCAUUCUUUGCUGAUGGGGUUAGGUACUGCACCGGCACCAAUGUUGACUUAACAGGUUUCUAUUUCUGUUGUAAACUGAAUUGUCUUUCUUGAUGACCUUGACCUGUGACACUCUUGUCAUGCACACUAAAUGACCAAGUUAAGGGGGAUUGUGUUAGAAUUCAUAAGUAGUGUAGACUUAUCGCUAGCUUCUGACGAAAAAUGUUAUUUGAAUAUUGACAUAAUAGCCGAAAAUAUGAUCUCACGUUAAAUAGUUAAAAAUAUUAUGAUGUGGAUAUUUGUGAUAAAUUUGUUAUUUAUCAAAUUCUGGAAACCUUAAAAAUUCAGUGCUUAUGAAGAUAUAUGUUUUUAUAUCAAUAGCAGAUGAAACAUGUGAUGUAGCAGUAUAAAGCGAGUUCAAUUCAAGGAGUGUAUUUGUAGCGACAGAUCGGUCAAAGGGGGGUAACUCAUGUAGUUGUUUGAGUAAAACUUUUAAACAGCUUUAUUGACCAUUAAUGAGAGUUUCUUUGAAACCAGCAUCAUUACUGUCAGUUUAGACUAGAAACCAGUCCUGUUUUGCUGACAUGCAUUUUGUAUCCUUAGCUCAAUUUAAAUUGUUUUAAUCUUUUUAAUAAGUUUCCAAUGUCCAUGAUCCUAUUGUGACAAAUAAGCAAGUCAUUUUAUAGCAUUUUACUUAAUUGUACAUAAAACAAAUCUUUGCUGUUUACAUGAUAUUGUUAUCUCUACUUAGGAAUAAAAAGUGUCUCAGAUGUAAAACAAGGGUUGACAUGUUGGAGUUUAUACUCCCGUGUGUACAUACACUCCACAUGUUUCUGUAUAUGGUUGAGCUACUCCCCCAAACCGUGAUAAUCAAAGCUGAACUUUGUAUACCCUAAUCUCUUAAAUUUGUGAAUAAAAGUCUCAUGGUUCGAUGGAAAGUAGUCAACACAAAACUUCUAAAUCUUUUAAGAAAAAUCUCUGUAGUUGCACAAAUAGCUUACUUUAUUUACGCCAAAGUUUACAUUUUGGAAAUUUAAUUUUGAUAGUGCUAAGAUUUUAUGAACAUAAGGAAUCAAGUGUGUCUGUUUAUUAACAUAACUUCUUCAGGGCCCUAUUCAAGAAAGAAAUCUUAGCGCGAAGACUAUCAUAGAGCCAUACUGUAAGAUAGACAUAUGCCAAUCGUAGCACUAAGAUCGCUCUGUGGAAAGUGGCUCAGCAUUAUAUUCACUAUUUGUCUGUCAACUCUGUAUUUGCCCGUUCUAACUAUCAGCUGUUUUUACAGGAUUACUUCAAUGUUUUAUAUAUUUGUAGCUUCCAGUGAAAAUUAUUUUGUCUAUAGAGAUGAUUUUUUUAUAUUUUAUUUGUUUACGUGUGCAUUUGUAUUGAUAUUACCAGCUUGGCCAAGAUCAAACCUAUUUAUCAUAUAUUUAUGUCAUCAUCAAGACAACUUGUACAAGGGAUUCUCCAAACUGACAUCUAAUACUCUCCCAUACUCACCAGUACUUUUCACUGUGUGCUAUAGAUACGCUAGCUGAGAAACAUAUUGACAAACAUUUAGCAGAAGGGACAUUCUAUGAGGCAGGACCAGUUUAUUUUGUUUAGUGGAUGAGGUUUACUGCAAAGAUAAAGACCCAAUUAAUUUACAAAUGUAGUGUUUGCUUGAAAAAUAGGACUUUUAACAACUUUUUAACUUUGCUCAAGUUGGCAUUUUGACCAGAAAAAUCACCUAAACAAGAAAUUGUAUCAAUCUGGCCUAUUUAUUAAAAUAUAGUUCGUGAUUCAUGAAUGGGAUCUUUGUACAGGUUGUCAUUCCUUGGUUGUGUUUCUAGUCGAGACCUCUGCUCUUUAGAUUAGUACCUCCCCUAGUGAGAAAUGUGAUACUUGUUUGUUUCAACACGGAGAAAUAGGUUGUAGUGUAUGAUGCUUGGCACUGGUGUUGAGCCUGUCGUGAUCAGUGUGACGAGGAUGCUGUUUCCAGUAAGAGAUACCCUGUUUAGGGUGGUGGGGAGGAUGGACCUGUGAUCCCCGAUGGCACUUCUCACUGACCCUGUACCUGCUGGUCCUAGGUACAAAUCCCAAAUUGAACCCGAUUAUGUUCCUUGGUCUGUCAGCACCGAUUCCUUGCUUGUGGAUUUCACCAUUGUGGUAAAUGGCCUGCUGUAUUUUGGGCUCUCCUUUCACUUCAAGCUUCGACCAGCUUCAGCAGCAUUCACUCAUGCUAUUGUGCAUCAUUGUCAGUGCUUGUUGAAUACUAAGUUGUUGAAAGAAUGAGGGAAUUAGGAUGUGUUCAUCAUGACAAGCUCGAAUCAGCCAAACACCAGCAACAUCGAUCUCAAUCUGUUCAACAUUCAUCAGACCAAAGAAACAGAUUUCAUAUUCCAGAAUAAGGUGAAUGUUUUGUGAAAUUAUCACCAGGUACAUGUAUCAACUGUCCAUAUAUACACAAUUGUUUUCACAUUUUGAUCAUUGGCUCUGAUUUUGUAUGUAAUUUGUACCCAGAUUUAACUUAUAACAAAUACUACACAGAAUGUCGUUAAGAGAAAAGGGGCAGCUAUACUUGGGAACCUAUAGGGUUGCUUCACUUGCCUGUUCCAUGCCAGAGAGGACAGUGAAUGCUGUGAGAUAUUUUAUGAGUGUUUCAAUGAAUGUUGCAUUGUCAUGAAAGUUUGUUUCAGCAAGGAAUAUUUGUUCAGCAAGGUUUGUAUCAGUAGAAAAAGGAUUUUAAACAGCAUCAGUGUCUUACAGCAACCCCAAAGUGCCUAAUGUAGAUAGUCUGUGUUAACUUAUAUUCUUUCAACAAGAUGAACCUAUGCUAUGUGCAGGAUAUUGUAGAUAACACUGAUAGAGCUACUGACUCUGUAUAUAUGCUUAGGACAAAUUUAUGGCUACAGUGAUGUGCUAAACAUUUGGUAUUUGGGUUUGGAUUCAUUUACCCUUAAGACUGCAUGCUGCAAUGGAAAAAGAUUUUUGUUUUGAGUAAUAAAUGUGUAUGGGUUUUUAGAAUAUCAAAACCAACAAUUUGAGUACCUUUCUUGAAACAUUCAAAUCGAAAUCCUAUGUUUACCAAUCUAGAAUAAAGAUUUUGUAUAAAUUUAAAAAAACUUGAAAAAAUAUACUUUUGUUUUAGAAAAAAUAAGUUAUGUUGUUUAUAUAGAAGGUUGUUCCUUACAUAUCAGGAUGUACAUCCCCAUUCAAUAAAUAUUCCUUAGUGAGGAGGCUACUUCAGUUUUAGGAGCAUUUGCAGUCUUAGGGUAGUAUCUUCUGUUGAAAUGGUAAACAUUUAAAAAUAUUCUAUUGUAUUUCCUUUGUUAAACUGCAUUGAAAGGAGAUGAAAUUUUGGCUCAGACAAAUAUUGACUGUACUGUAGGAAGCAGAGUAUUGACCAUGUUGUACAGUCAUGUAAUUGUGAGGUAACUUGUACCAGAUUAAGACAGGCUUUGAAAAAACAAUGUUGUCUUUGAGAAAGUAGUUUGAGAAUGAUAAUCUGUGAUAACAAAUUACUGCUUGAGAAAAUACAAGAAUUCUAAUGAUGGAGUUAGGAUUGUUAACUCUUGCGUUAUUGGUACUUAAGGAACAAUGUAGACAUGCCACCUUCAAGAUGUAAGUUUGUUUGUCUUUUGUACUAAAUGGACUUAUAUCAGUAUAUUAGAAUAUGGUGUGGGUUUGAAUCACAGUUCGCCCCGAUUAUGUUUCUAGGUUUGUCAGCACCAUACAUACUCUUGCUUGUGGGUUUCACCAAAGUGGUUAAGUCUUAGACAUGCAUCACUUGGGGCUUUCCUCCCACAGUAAGCUGACAUGCCCUGUUGUAACUGGAAUACUGUUUACAGCAGCAUUAAAAUCUACUCACUCAUAGGAGGCUGCAGUCAGGGCUGUUUCUAGGAGGGGGAGGGUUUUUCCACAGGAUGGAGGCAAUUAUGACACAAAAUCCUCCUAAUCUUGACAAAUGGUAUCACGUUCCUGUGACAAAAGCAUGUAUUAAAGCACUGGGCCUUACCACAAUUGAACUAGAGAAUGUGUAUACAGCAAAACCUUAUUCAAUCUCAAUUAUUCCUGGUACUCCUUUUUUCAGCAAAAUCAUCCAGACUAUAUAAGUUCUGUAUGCAUUUUAAUAUCACUUUGGUUAGAACUAGACCUUCCAAUUGUCCAGAAAGCAGAGUUUCACUGUUCCAGAUGUGUGAAGCUGGGGGCAUGCAUAUUGGCUGUCUUGUAGAUUGAUCAGUUAGGUUGUUGUGAAGGGUGGACAGUUCCAGUGUUUAAUGUUAUGAAGCAGAUGAUGUUGAGAUGGAUUUUCCUGUGUAAAUAUGGUGACUAUAAGGGGCUGUCCACUAAACAGAGGGUUUGUGCAAUGUAGCUAUGCGCUCACAGACCAUUGUCAAUAUGAUUUCAUUGUAAUAAAAAUCCCUUCUUUGUUA
Molecule: messenger RNA, 9536 nt
Organism: Haliotis rufescens (red abalone)
Lineage: Eukaryota; Metazoa; Mollusca; Gastropoda; Lepetellida; Haliotidae
Product: cingulin-like protein 1
Exons: 5
Coding region: 624-2417 (597 amino acids)
Biological process (GO): signal transduction
Source: RefSeq, a predicted model, not a curated record